This is a messenger RNA of Cuscuta epithymum, 7060 nucleotides long. NCBI's taxonomy places the organism in Eukaryota, Viridiplantae, Streptophyta, Magnoliopsida, Solanales, Convolvulaceae. The record is from the annotation of a GenBank genome assembly.
UACUACUAUAUGCUUAAUUCUGAUAACAUGGUAUCAGAGCAUUAGGAAAGAUUUAGUUCCUUUUUCUUUUAAAUUUCAGCUUAGUUUUUCAGACUGAGUUCUUUCUCAAAGAAACCUGAUUUCAGCUCAGACUCUCCAGAACCUCUAGGCACCAUUCUGUCUCCCAGAAACUCACUCCAGGACAGAUUUUUUUUUUUUAGCCCCCCUCUAUUCAGAACCUUUGUGCAGACCAUAUUCCCCAUCUGUGCCAGGUGCUCGCAGUCUGCAGUUCCAAAUCAGCACCCAAGUCAGACGUGCCUCUGGAUUUUUAUUCCAGCCCAAAACGGGCUGCUGUAAGUUUUCAUUAAAUUAAAUAUCUCAAUUUUGAAUUUUAUUACAGUUUCAAAAAAAAAAAAAAAGAAAAGAAAAAGAAAAAAAAAAAAAAAAUGCCUGGUUCUGACACCUCCACUGUAACACAAAGUCAGCCUUUGAUAGUUUCUGAAGUUAUUCCCAUUAAUUUUAAAAUUACUGAGAAUAAACUUUGUGGCUCUAAUUAUCUUGAAUGGAGUAAAACUAUCAAACGCUAUUUAAGGAGCAUUGAUAAAUAUACUCACUUAGUUGAUGACCCGCCAAAGGAGGAGGUUGAUAGAGUUGCUAAUACUGCCUGGCUUCGUGACGAUUCUAGAUUAUUUAUCCAAAUUCAAAACUCAAUGGAGAAUGAGGUAAUGGGGUAUGUUAGUCAUUGCGAUACUGUGAAAGAAUUGUUUGAUUAUUUGGAAUUUAUGUACUCUGGAAAAGGUAAUCUUAACCACAUCUAUGAGGUGUGCAAAGCCUUUUACAGAGCGGAAAUGAAAGAUAAGCCUCUCACGGCUUAUUUUAUGGAUUUCAAGAAAACCUAUGAAGAGCUGAAUACAUUAAUGCCAUUUAGUCCUGAUAUCAAAGUGCAGCAAAAACAAAGAGAACAAAUGGCAGUGAUGAGUUUUUUGGCUGGUCUAACAUCUGAAUUUGAAACAGCCAAAUCACAUAUCUUAUCUAGUGAUGAGGUCUCUUCUCUUCAAGAAUCUUUCACUAGAGUGCUUCGCACCGAUACUUCAUCCACGCCAGUAGCACCUCAGUCAAACAGUGCAUUUGUAGGGCAAGUUCCAACGUUUACCCAAGGAGGUGAGAAAUGGCCACGUACUGGUCCAUCUGGCAAAGGCAUAGUAUGCAACUACUGUAAGAAGCCUGGACACUUGAUCAAAGAUUGUAGAAAAUUAAAAUUCAAAAAUCAAGGAAAUCAAGUUGCUCACAUUGCUUCCGCUACAAAGUCUUCUGAUGGAUCAAUCAGUAUGUCUUCUGAGGAAUACGCCAAAUUUCUUUGCUACCAAGAGACUCUAAAGCAUUCAUCUACUCCUAUCUCAGCUGUCGCUAAUUCAGGUAAUCCAAACACAUGUCUUGUUUCUUCAUCCUCAAAAUGGGUCAUCGACUCAGGAGCAACCGAUCAUAUGACAGGAUCUGUUGACGAAUCAGAUUAUUGGUAAAGGAUAUGAGUCGGCUGGUCUCUAUCUUUUGGACACAUCCUUACCUAAAACCAUCUCCUGUCUUGGGGUUGGAUCUGUGUUAGAGGCUCACUAUCGACUAGGACAUCCAUCUCUCCCUUUGUUGAAGAAAAUUCAUCCUCAAUUUAAUAAGGUGUCGUCUUUACAGUGUGAUUCGUGUCAAUUUGCAAAACAUCAUCGUACUAGUUUAAGCCCUCGAGUCAAUAAACGAGCACAUGCUCCUUUUGAACUUGUUCAUUCUGAUGUUUGGGGAGCUUGCCCCGUUGUGUCUAAAAUUGGCUUUAAAUAUUUUGUUACCUUUGUUGAUGAUUACUCUCGUAUGACUUGGAUUUACUUUAUGAAACGGCGUUCUGAGUUGUUUUCUCAUUUUUGUGCCUUUUGUGCUGAAAUAAAAACUCAAUUUAAUGUUCCUGUUCGUGUUUUAAGAGGAGACAAUGCUCAAGAGUAUUUGUCUGCCUCGUUUAAGUUGUAUAUGGCUCAACAUGGCAUAAUUCAUCAAACUUCAUGUGUAGACACGCCUCCUCAAAAUGGUGUGGCUGAACGAAAGAACAGACAUCUUUUAGAAACUGCGCGUGCGCUUCUUUUCCAAAUGAAUGUGCCUAAACAUUUUUGGGCGGAUGCUGUGUCUACCGCAUGUUUUUUGAUCAAUCGAAUGCCAUCUACUGUUUUGGACGGUAAAACUCCGUAUCAAUGCCUAUUUCCAAAUAAUGAACUUUUUCCUAUACCGCCUAAAAUAUUUGGUUGCACUUGUUUUGUUCGCAAUGUUAAUCCUCAUUUAACAAAGUUAGAUCCCAAGUCAUUAAAGUGCAUUUUCUUAGGUUAUUCUCGAGUUCAAAAGGGGUACAGAUGUUUUUGUCCAAGUACAGGUCGAUAUAUUGUUUCGAUUGAUGUCUCAUUUUAUGAGAAUACACCUUAUUCAUCUCCAGAGGCAGAUAUUUGUAGGGAGAAUGAUGAUAUACUCAUUUACACAGUCACCAUACCUGAGUCCACUGCUUCGGAAAUUACUCCACAUCCUACUGUUUCCGACCCCAGGCCUCCAGUACAAUUGGUAUACACACGUCGACACAAAGCACCAGAUCUUCCCCCGCCUGUGAUUCCUUAUCCUGAUAUUGAUCCGAUCUCGACCUCAUGUCCUGAACCAAUAACUGCAUCUCCAGAUCCUGUCUGUACAUUAGAUCUUGACCUCCCGAUAGCACUGCGCAAAGGUACACGAUCUUGUACUCAUCCUAUUUCUUCUUUUGUGUCGUACAGUCAGUUAUCAUCUACCUCAUGCUCUUUUAUUGCCUCCAUUGAUUCUAUUUCUAUUCCCAAAUCUGUUAAAGAAGCUUUGGCUCAUCCGGAAUGGCGUCUUGCCAUGAUAGAAGAAAUGAAUGCUUUGGAUCUUAAUGGUACAUGGGAUUUGGUAUACUUGCCUACAGGGAAGAAAUCUAUUGGAUGUAAGUGGGUCUUUGCUGUGAAGGUCAAUCCAGAUGGAUCUAUUGCUCGGUUGAAAGCUCGAUUAGUUGCGAAGGGUUAUGCUCAAACCUACGGUGUAGAUUAUUCUGACACUUUUUCACCUGUUGCUAAAUUAACAUCUGUCAGGUUACUUAUUUCACUCGCAGCAACUCAUGGUUGGCACUUGCAUCAGUUAGACAUUAAAAAUGCAUUCUUGCAUGGUGACCUUCAGGAGGAAGUUUAUAUCGAGCAACCUCCAGGGUUUGUUGCUCAGGGGGAGUAUGGGAAAGUUUGUCGACUUCGCAAGUCUCUUUAUGGUUUGAAACAAAGUCCGCGUGCAUGGUUUGGGAAAUUCAGUCAAACAAUUGAACAGUUUGGAAUGAAAAAAGGACAAUCAGAUCACUCUGUCUUUUACAGACAAACGCAAGCAGGUAUCACAUUGCUUGUGGUGUAUGUUGAUGAUAUUGUGAUUACAGGGAGUGAUAAUGCAGGUAUCUUGGCCCUAAAGAAUUUUCUGCACAGCCAAUUCCAGACGAAAGAUCUUGGCUCAUUGAAAUAUUUUUUGGGAAUUGAGGUAACACGAAGUAAGAAAGGCAUAUUUCUAUCUCAACGAAAAUAUGUACUUGACUUACUAGCUGAGACCGGGAAAUUAGGGGCAAAACCAAGUACAACACCCAUGGUUCCCAACGUUCAACUCACUCAAGAAGGCACACCGUUUGAAGACCCAGAAAGAUAUAGAAGACUGGUUGGAAAGCUUAAUUAUCUCGCAGUCACUCGCCCAGAUAUUGCGUAUUCUGUGAGUGUAGUGAGUCAAUACAUGUCAUCCCCAACCAUUGAUCAUUGGGCUGCUGUAGAACACAUAUUAUGUUACUUAAAGGGUGCACCAGGACGAGGUAUUGUUUAUCAAAACCAUGAUCACAUGAGAAUAGAGUGUUUUGCAGAUGCUGAUUGGGUCGGUUCUAAAGAUGAUCGAAGAUCUACAUCUGGUUAUUGCGUCUUUGUUGGUGGUAAUCUUGUAUCUUGGAAGAGUAAGAAAUAGAAUGUGGUUUCUCGUUCGAGUGCUGAAUCAGAAUAUCGAGCUAUGGCACAAUCUGCAUGUGAGAUCAUAUGGAUAAGCCAUUUAUUGACUGAACUCGGAUUGAAGACAUCAAUGCCUGCUAAAUUGUGGUGUGAUAACCAAGCUGCUAUACACAUAGCAAACAAUCCCGUAUUUCACGAGAGAACAAAGCAUAUUGAAGUUGAUUGUCAUUUUAUUCGAGAGAAGAUACAAAAAGGAUUGAUCUCUACCGAAUAUGUGAAGACUGGAGAACAACUUGGAGAUUUAUUCACCAAAGCUCUAAAUGGGAUUCGUGUUGAUUACUUAUGUAACAAGUUGGGCAUGAUAAAUAUCUAUGCUCCAACUUGAGGGGGAGUGUGAAAGAAUUAUUGUAUAUAAGAAUAUGCUUUAGGAAUAUACUCUAGACAUUAUUAUAGUAUAGCAUCUUAUGUAGGAAUAUUCUAUAUAAGAAUAUGCUUUAGGAAUAUACUCUAGACAUUAUUAUAGUAUAGCAUCUUAUGUAGGAAUAUUCCUUCUUUGUAACCUAUAUAUAGGGUCUUAACCCUCUUAUAUUAAACACACAAAAUUCUUCCAUUCUCAUUACUACUAUAUGCUUAAUUAUGAUAACACACGGAAAAAAGACAACGCUUCUUUGCAUCUGUGGUUCUGUGCAGAACCAGCUAUCAAUACAGUCCAGGAAACAACGUUCUUCUCUGGCAUCUCGUGGAAAAUGAGGGAUGCCUCGUUGAAAUUCCCACAUCUAAAAUACCCAGAGAUCAGUGAAUUCCAAGCCACCGGAGUUCUUUUAGUCAUUUCUUCAAACACCUUACUCGCACUAACAGUUCCAUGUUGUCUACUAACGACUGAGUAGAAGUUCACUAAAUUCGUUUGAACAAACGCGUCAGAAAAGUACCCCUUUUUCAAUAUCUUGCCGUGAACUUGCCCGCCUUCACACAUCAACACCCCUUUUGCACAACUGUUGAUUACAUAUGAGUACGUAUACCCAUCGGGUAAAGCAGUGGUUUUUUCCAUUUUCCGGAAAUACAGAACAGAUAGCCGUGGCUGAUCGCCACUGGUGUGACCUCUGAUGAUUUGAUUCCAAAGAAUGGUGCUUGGGUUUCAGACCCAUUCGAAUACUUGGGUGGCAUAUGACAGUCUUUGGAAGAUUAUGCAGAAUGUUAGGAGCUUCCCAAGAAUGAAGUUUUUCUGGGUUAGCCCGGUGGUAAUGAUUUGAGCAUGGAUCUGGGUAAGCUGCUGGAUGGUUUUGCAGUUCUCUAAGAGGUAAAAGAGAUGCUGUUGACGCGCUCUUGAACCGCUGUGGUUGGAGGGAAAGGAUAGCUCAACUAACAUUCAAUUUUUUGGGGAAUAAACCUCAGACCGCUCUUCUUUUCAACGAACACACACACAUUCAGCACAAAGCAUAAAAACUUAAUGAGAUAAUUACAUAUUCACCAUUUUAAGGUCAUAUUAAACUCCUUAUCAUAUUCCAUUUAUAUAGAGAGUAUAGUUUUAAUAGUACUUCGUAGCAAAUAUCAUCCCUUAGCUUAAUCAAUUAAAAUGCAUACGAUAUAAUCAUUUCAUACAUCAACAAUGAACUAUUGAAAUAUGUAAAGAUAAUGAUAAUAAAAACACUUUGAAAAAAAUUCAAUCAUUGGCUUGGAUCCUACAAAUCUGUAUGCAUCGUUGUCAUGGGUGGAGCUAGAGAGGGGUCAGCUUAGAUCCUAGACCACCACAAAUUUAAAAGAAGUUUUCGUCUUCUAUGUAAAAAGUUUCGUGUAAAUUUUUCCAUAAACCUUAUAAGACCCUCAUUUAACAGGCAAUGGUGCUACAAAUACUAAAUGUAAGUAUGUAGUGACUAGUUGUGCAGUAUUAACUAUGAAGCCACAUUGAGACAUUGCCAUUGUAGCUAGUUGUGCACUAACAAGACAUAUUAUAUUGUUAUGGCUACCUUUAUUGUAUUGAGAAUUUACAGUUAGUUAAUAUAGCGCAAUAGUGAAAGUCACUACAAGUAAUAAAAGGGCUGUAGAUUUGUAGUGUAUAUGCAAUAUUGUUUUUGGGUCUAUUAUUUGAAAUUAUUUGAAAUCGCAAAUAAUGAAAUUAUAAAAUCACUACCAUUAUACUUCGUAUUCUCUAGUGUAUUCUACCAUCAGCUGAUUCUAUCUACAUUUCGACCUAACUCGAACUUUAUAUAGAGACUUUUGUAGUCUUGUACAUUGCCUGUUUUAUGAAUUACAUCGUAUUACUCAAUUUAAAGAAAAUGAACAAAUGUCGGGGAACUAAUAUCAGUCCAUAUUGAAAGCAAACAAUUCAGCUUUCAAAAAAAAAAAUCUAGUACAUGCAUUGCUCAAUUGAAAAGGGAUUUUAUCCUCAAAUUUAGUUUUGAUAUGGUAGUGCUUUUUGGCUUCCAGAUUCACUACUCUCAUUUGGAAGUGGCUUAUCUGUUUAAGUAAUCCUAACUUAAACAAUUGGAAUAUAAUGGGGCGGAGCUAGGGCACUGGACCGGCCUGGGCCGAUACAAAGAAUAUUUUUGGAAAAUAUUUUUCACGCAAUUUUUUACACUAAAAAUUUAGACAAUUUUAAAAUUUGGGCUGGGCCAGGGCCAGGAUUGGCCCUCCCCUAACUCCGCCCCUGGAAAUAUUUUAAGGGAUAUGUAGUAAAUAUUGUAGGUGGGUUCUAUCAUCAGAUAGCAGAGGUGCUUUUGGUUUCAUUGUUAUGGACUCUAUUUUUCAGUGGGGCUUUUUCUCUGAAUAAUAAUUUUAAUUAUGCUGUUUCUUUAGAAUUUUACUUUCAUUGUAUUAGCGUUAUACUGCUUUUUAAAACUCUUUUAAUAUUUUUUUCGUUAAAAAAGGGAACAAAUAUUAUAAAUAUUCCCAAAAAAUGAACAAGUAUAACUGGUCACACAAUAAUCUAGCUACAAAAGUAUUUAUUAAGCCAACUAUUUAUCAAGUCAACAUUGGUAAUCGUUAAAUAAUUUCAUAGUCAUUGCGUUCAAUAUUUUUUAUACAUGAAUAUAAAGUAGAUAAAGUUACCCUUCACCUAUAUUGCGGUUUAUGAAAGUCAAAACAAAAAAAUC